Eimeria necatrix is the source of this 681-nucleotide messenger RNA. RefSeq lists its product as hypothetical. The transcript has a single exon. Lineage: Eukaryota; Apicomplexa; Conoidasida; Eucoccidiorida; Eimeriidae. The record is from RefSeq and is a predicted model, not a curated record. Bases 1 to 681 code for a protein of 226 amino acids.
AUGAAAGAAAGACAAAAAGAUGCAAAAGAAAUAAAAGGGAGAAAAAGGAGAAGCAAAAAAGAAGCAAAAAGAAACAAAAAUGGGCCAGAAGAGAGAAAAGGGAGCAGCAAAAGAGCAGCAAAGGAGCAGCAAAAGAGCAGCAAAAGAGCAGCAAAAGAGCAGCAAAAGAGCAGCAAAGGAGCAGCAAAAGAGCAGCAAAGGAGCAGCAAAAGAGCAGCAAAAGAGCAGCAAAGGAGCAGCAAAAGAGCAGCAAAAGAGCAACAAAAGAGCAGCAAAAGAGCAGCAAAGGAGCAGCAAAAGAGCAGCAAAGGAGCAGCAAAAGAGCAGCAAAAGAGCAGCAAAAGAGCAGCAAAAGAGCAGCAAAAGAGCAGCAAAAGAGCAGCAAAGGAGCAGCAAAAGAGCAGCAAAGGAGCAGCAAAAGAGCAGCAAAGGAGCAGCAAAAGAGCAGCAAAAGAGCAGCAAAGGAGCAGCAAAAGAGCAGCAAAGGAGCAGCAAAAGAGCAGCAAAAGAGCAGCAAAAGAGCAGCAAAAGAGCAGCAAAAGAGCAGCAAAAGAGCAGCAAAGGAGCAGCAAAAGAGCAGCAAAAGAGCAGCAAAGGAGCAGCAAAAGAGCAGCAAAAGAGCAGCAAAAGAGCAGAAGAAAGAGUUGCAAAGAGUUUCAAAAAGCCCGAAAAGAGGUUUAA